Molecule: messenger RNA, 568 nt
Organism: Esox lucius (northern pike)
Lineage: Eukaryota; Metazoa; Chordata; Actinopteri; Esociformes; Esocidae
Exons: 3
Coding region: 1-282 (93 amino acids)
Source: RefSeq, a predicted model, not a curated record
AUGAGAGAGGGUGGUCCCAGACCGCAGUUGUUUUCCAGCCCAUCUACACAUCCCAGCCCGUCUACACAUCCCAGCCCGUCUACACAUCCCAGCCCCCCAUCCACACAUCCCACCCCAUCUACACAUCCCAGCCCAUCUACACAUCCCAGCCCAUCUACACAUCCCAGCCCAUCUACACAUCCCAGCCCAUCUACACAUCCCACCCCAUCUACACAUCCCACCCCAUCUACACAUCCCACCCCAUCUACACAUCCCACCUUCCCUGUAAUAUGUGCCUUGUAACGUCUAGGUGCUUUAAAAGAGGUGCGGAGCAGAGGGGAGAACUUAUUCAGGUCUCCCUUCAAGCACCGCCCUCGCCCUUUCUAAGGAUUUUUAUUUUGUGCCUCCUUUAAUAUGUGAUGCAGUAAAAGAGGUUGGGUCAUUUCAUUUCUGACAAUAUCUCACAAUGUGUGUCCUAUAGUAAUAUGUCCCCUGUCUGGCUUUCACUUCAAUUAUUAUUAUCAAUAUGUAGUGUCAAAACAACUGCAUUAAUGUAAUCUGUAUGUUUUACACCCCUGCUUUAAAUAAA